Molecule: messenger RNA, 2987 nt
Organism: Sphaeramia orbicularis (orbiculate cardinalfish)
Lineage: Eukaryota; Metazoa; Chordata; Actinopteri; Kurtiformes; Apogonidae
Gene: ttc27
Product: tetratricopeptide repeat domain 27
Molecular function (GO): protein binding
Source: RefSeq, a predicted model, not a curated record
AUUAGUUUUCCCACAAUGCACCGCACAUCUGUCAUGGCUGCUCACUGAUGCCACUUGCGCCACAUGGGUAGAAUUAAAGCCGUUAUCUGAGUCUGACACACGGGGACAGCGGUCAUUCACACAGGCGCGGGUCUGGGGCUCUGGUCCGGCUCCGUCCUGUCUGGCUCCGGCUCCUCUUCAGCGGUCCGGUCCGGUCCGGUCCGGUUCGGUCCGGUCAUGAUGCUGGACGUGGAGCUCUCCGUCCUCCGAGGGUUUUUAACAGGCAGUGAAGCAGCGGAAUGGAAGCAGAGCCUCUACGGCAGUGCAGAGGUGGGCUCUCUGCUGGAGUCACUGAUGCAGGGGGACUUCCAGGCCGUUCUGCUGAACCCUCAGGUGUUGGAUUUACUCCGAGGGGACAACUCCUGCACGGAGGGGCAGGACAUCGAGGCCUACCUGGAGAGACGGGUCCUGCUUUACCUGAGCGAAGCCUCUGAAGACGCACAGACACACAGGGUGCUGGUGGUGCUGCUUGUGGCCGUCUCCUGCCUCCAUCUGUUCGCUCAGAGUAACUGGACCGGUCCUCCUGUGUCCAUCCACGUCCCUGACCUGCUGCCCCCAGGCCUGCUCUCCACCUCAGCCCCUUAACUUGUAACUGAAGUGGUCCAUUCCAGUCUGCUCUUGGAUGGGGAGUCGGUCUACAGUCUGGUGUCCAACCCUCUGCUGCUGCUGCUGGCCAAAGUCAUACUCACUAAAUGUUCAUCAAAGAUGGACAGUCUCCAGCUGCUCCCCUGGUGGACCCUGCGCUACGUCAACCUACACCAGCAAAUCCUGGAGGCUCGUUCUCCACAGCUCCUCAGCAUGGCCCAAAGCAGCAUGGACAAAGUGGUGAAGCGCUUGUCUCUGCUGUCCGAACACACCAACCUGGCCGUGCAGCUCCACCUGGAGUGUGUCUACACCAACCUGACCUACUAUGAGUACCAGGCAGCCAAAGAACACAUGAGGACGGCCCAGCAGCUGUCGGGACUCACCAUCAACAUGACCGGCGCUCUGGGUAAACGGACCCGAUUCCAGCAGAAGUUCUUGGCUCAGCUCAUCCUGGAGGUGAAGAGGAACCGGGACCAAACUGCACAGACGGACAGUGAUGCGAGUCCCGCCCCCACAGAUCAGGCCAGACUCCCCAAGGACCUCAGUCUGGGUGACGACACCGUCCUGGAUAAGAUCACCCUGGAAGAUCCAGAUCAGUACGAGCUUCCUGAUCUGAGUGCAGAGGAACAGGCCGUGGUCCUGGGUGUCUGCACUGACUUCCAGAAGAAUAACCCUGUCCAUAAACUGACAGCAGAGGAGCUCCUGGCCUUCACAUCUUGUCUCCUGUGUCAGCCCAAGUUCUGGGCCGUGGAGGUCACAGCUCUGUGCCUGAGGACCAAACUGGAGCGAGGACGAAGCCGCUGCGUGGAGAGAGCAAUGAUGCAAACGCAGGCCAUCGCCGAUCAUUUUGAAGACGUGAACUGUCCCGUCACCGAGCGCCUCAAGCUCUUCUACUGCGUCCAGGCUCCGACCCGAUGGACCGUCCAGAAACUGUUGGCGAGUUUACUGACUGACCUGGGCUGCACCAGUUCAGCCCUGCUGGUGUACGAAAAACUGGAGCUGUGGGAGGACGCCGUUAUCUGCUACGAGAGGCUGGGCCAACACGGAAAGGCGGAGGAGAUCAUCCGGAGGGAGUUGGAGAAGAAGGAGACCCCCGGCCUGUUGUGCCUCCUGGGGGACGUCCUGAGGGAUCAGCAGUUCUACGACCGGGCCUGGGAGCUGUCGGGCAGACGCAGCGCCAGAGCCAUGCGCUCCAAAGCCCUGCUGCACCUGCACAACAAGCAGAUCCAGCAGUGUGUGGACUGCUUCGAGGAGUCGCUGAAGAUCAACGGCAUGCAGCUGGGUGUGUGGUUCUCCCUGGGUUGUGCCUACUUUUCCUUGGAAGGCUAUGAAGGAGCUGCUCGGGCGUUCCAGAGGUGUGUUGCACUGGAGCCAGAUAACGCAGAGGCCUGGAACAACCUGUCCACCGCAUACAUCCGCCUCCACAAGAAGGACAAAGCCUUUCGGACUCUGCAGGAAGCCCUGAAGUGUAACUUUGAACACUGGCAGAUCUGGGAGAACUUCAUCGUAGUGAGCAUCGAUAUCGGGGAGUUCGCCGAGGCCAUCAAGACGUACCACCGCCUGAUGGAUCUGAGGGAGAACUACAAGGACGUGGAGAUCCUUCAGAUCCUGGUCCGGGCGGUGCUGGAGAACAUGACGGACCGUCAGGGCCUGGAGGCCAGGACCCUUUCGUCCCAGCUGAAGGAGCUCCUGGGUCGGGUCAGUUCACGCCACAGCGGCGACUCCGAGGUGUGGAGACAGUACGCUCUGCUGUACGGAAACGGACGCAGCGACAACCGCGACGACAACAACAAGGCUCUGCAGUUCCUCUCUAAGGCCCAUCGCUGUGAGGUCCAGUCCAGAGGAUGGGAGACGGAACCGGCUCUGUUCAAGGAGGUGAUCAGCAGAGCCGUCAGCAUGGCCCAAGUGAGCCUCAGCUGCAGUCAGGACCACCCCAACCCCACAGAGGCCCUGCAGACGCUGUCGUCCACUCGCCUCAGCCUGCGGAGUCUGGCCACCAAAGCCAAGCAGAUGCACACAGACGUGGCCACAGGUCAGAUCCACGCUGAGCUGCAGGACGGAGUGGACGCUCUGGAACAGAUGAUCACGGAGCUGCAGGAUCUGAGCGGGAAAAUGAGGAAGCAGUCGUCGUAACCGAACGACGGACGCUCCUCACAGAUGGAAGACGUCCUGUUUAAGGAAAAGAUGUACAUGCGAAAAAGAAAGGAUCAACUGUAAAAGCUUUCUUUGUAAUAAAGUUUUUCUACUCUUGAAUAUUGUGGAUAAUGUCAGAAAACACCCAGUGAAAGUAGAAGGUAAAAAGAAGCAGCUGUUUGUGUGUUUCAUCAUGAUUACACUGAAGCUGAAUGAAUGAAUGAAAUCUU